Messenger RNA from Lytechinus pictus (painted urchin), 5241 nucleotides. RefSeq names its product D-galactonate transporter-like. The transcript is spliced from 7 exons. Gene Ontology annotation, biological process: transmembrane transport. NCBI's taxonomy places the organism in Eukaryota, Metazoa, Echinodermata, Echinoidea, Temnopleuroida, Toxopneustidae. The coding region runs from base 1547 to 3193 and encodes 548 amino acids. Gene Ontology annotation, cellular component: membrane. Gene Ontology annotation, molecular function: transmembrane transporter activity. The record is from RefSeq and is a predicted model, not a curated record.
AGGUCCUUAGUUGACGUACAGUCAUACCGUGAAGGAAAUGUAUUGUGUAAAAGCAUAAAAGUAGAUUAUAAGCUCUGACUUUCAUGGUAAAUACGAAAACCGGUCUAUUCGUUUUAUCACGAGAUUGCUACUAGCAGUGAAGGUGCAAUUAAGUUGACUAUCAUGCAACAAGGAGAAUUUGAUGUAGAUCGGAAUGCAGAUAAAUUUGCAGUGAUUAAUCUUUUAAGGCCUCGAUAAAGGAACAUUCCAUCGCUUUCUCGCAACUUUCCGUUUAAGUGUAGCAGAGAGGGUUAUGCCUAUAUACCUCUAUAGCUCUGUGCUUCUCUGAUUAUUACUGAUAAAGACGCGAAGCACGUCGAAAUUUGUGACUUUUUGGCUACGUGGUGCGUGGAUGCCAACUCACUGGUGCAAUUAACCUCAUAAUUAACGGAUUCACUGGAACUAGGUAGGAGAUGAAACAUUGAAGAUCAAUUAAGUUGCCUGGAUAUAUCUGGUAGCACAGGCAUUACUUUAGAAAGCAGUAUAGAAUGCAAGAACGAUACUGAAAAAAAAAAACGUUGUCUAUUGUUUUUGGACAUGUACAAUAGGCAUAUGUCAAUGCUUCCCCAUGCGCAAUCUCUUGUCUUUCCGUUGAUGCCCACAAUCAAAGUGUUGAUUAUUAUGGCAAAGUUGUGCAAUAUAUAUAUGCAAGCAAUCAACGGUUUAAGUAUUAUAUAUGCUUCAAUCUCAAACAAAGCUUGAUAAAAAGUAAACCAAUGAUACUAAAUAUACCUGCAGUACAGAGUACACCAAAAGAGUACAUAUCGAUGGAACCUUAAAUUCAUCAAUAAAAAACAACCACAAUAAGGCUAAACAAGACGGAGGCUAUUUGAGUCAAGCGAUACAAUGUACGUCAUGGGCCAAGCCAACCUUCGCGUCAGUGUAUCGUCGAAUUGAUCAUGAAUAACCCUAAAUUGAGUCAGUGCUCUCUCAAGUGAAACUUUAGGUGCACUACCUAUAUUUACUAACGAGAAUAAUGUUGCAUAUGUGACUUCUACGACUAUUCCAGUGAGUGAACACACUUUGUUUUCACUAUCAACUUUUGAACAGAAAAUAAGAUUAUAGCUCUAACACACUACAUGAUGAAUAACCCAGCACCACAACCUCGAUUUUAUAUGAUUUGAUUUACGCUAUUGUUGCAUUACAAUGAGGAUAUGGUAGCCGUGGAUGAGGAAUCAGAGGGUAAAGGAGAUUACACGGACUUAAGUUCAGUUCUCUUCACCAGAUUAACAGAUGACGCCAGAUACCUUUUUGCAGAGAAGGUAUUGGCGGAUUGUGUGAAGAUUUGAGAUUUGCUGUCCGUUGAUGCGGCGCACAGGGGGAGAAAGAGUAUACAUUUUAUGACUAGGGUCCGAUAUACACGGACGGAUUGCAGAUUGAAUCAUCCAUGCUUAGAACAGAGGAGGUAUAUUUCAUAAGCCAUAAUGUUCAUAAGGACUCUUCCUUCGUUUAGCCAGUAUAUUUUCUUGCAUGGAAGUUGUCAUCAGCGUAUAUAAAGUUUUACACGAUGGGUGACGAAGAUGACACGCUGUUUAUCGAGUACUCUGAAGAAUCGCCAUUCGUGAGGGCAAUUAUAGAAGAAGAAGUUAGAAAGAAAGAGGAAGAAGAUCUGGAGAGGGAAACCGAAGAGGAAGCUGCUAGGAUAAAGAAAUACGAAGUUGAUGAGAAAUUGAUCGGUUUAGGAUGGCGAAUCUACGGUCUUGUCAUCGUAACAUUCCUAAAUGCAUUGAACUACACACAGCAAUACCUUCUAAUUGUAACAAUAUUUGGCAUGGCCAACGAGUUGCAUUUUGGAGAAACACGGUGUCAGGUGAUAAAUAAAACAUUGGCACGUGACUAUCUCCACGAUGAGAACAUUACAGGAGACAUCAAUGGACUGUGUUCUGAUUUGGAAAGAUGUUUUGAGAACAGCACACUGUGCUUACCUGACAUAUGUGGAAUACAAUACACAGGACAGGGUACUCUGUAUGAAUUAUUGGCUGGUCCUAUUUACAUGAUUGUGCAAGGUGUAGUGGGCAUACCGCUGUUGGGCUUCAUCCAGUGGUUUUCAUGGCAACCAUCCUUCAUUAUAUGCAUGUUUACCACACUGUGGACGCUCUGUACUUUGUUUACAGCCUUUAUGAACGACUACUGGGCAAUCGCGCUCCUUCGCUUCUUCUUUGGUGUUUUUUCUGGCCCCUACAUACCAGUGGCUUUUUCCUACUUAGUCAGUGUCUUUCCUUCGAAGGUACAUACGCUCGUCGUCGGGAUAGCGCACUACGGUGGCAUUGCAGGAUACGGCAUCUCUUUUCUUUUCAUCUAUGUUAGUGACGCUAUCGGAUGGCGAUGGUCGUACUUCAUUUGCGGUGCAGUUGGAGUCAUCUUCGCCAUCGGAUCUUGCAUCAUGGUUAAUCCAAAAAUAAGCCAUCGAGGUCAGAUAAGGACACUGCGGCCAUCUUGGAAGCAACAACGUGAAGGUCUUAAGCAGAUUGUGUGGUCGGUAAUGCUGUCUCUGAUGUUUGCUAACACGUCACGCAUAGCGGCUUUGAACGUUGCAUCAUUCAACAUAACUCUCUACAUGGCGGAAUAUUUCCCGGACUUUAAUGUGGCAAUUAUAGGUGUGGUCGUAUUGGUGUUAAGCUUUCCUGGGAAUAUAUUCGGCGGGAUCCUCGGUGAUCUUCUGAAGAAGUCUUCUGGUUUACGGGGGCAACUGUGGCUCAGUCUUGGUCUAAUGAUUCUAACGCUUUUAUUGGUACCAUGGGUCUUCCAUACUCCAGCUGUAGUGAGUGUUGCUCUAGGAGGCAUCUAUCUUGCCGUUAGUGACUGGUUCUACGUAGUCAACCUCGCCAUCAUCUCCGACCUCACACCUCUGCAAUGCAAGACUGCAAUUUUCGCGCUCAAUUUCUUCCUCAUGUAUUCUAUAGGUGGCGCUGUCAAUCUGAUCGUUGCCCCCAUCGCUUCUCUGCUUGGUCUUCGUGAAGCGUUAACGAUUAUCACUGGAUUUUUUUCUUGUGUUCCUAUUCUUCUACUUCUCAUACCCCUCGGAUUGGUUGAGUACCUUAAGAAAAAGAUCGAGGCUUUGAAACAAGUAACUCAACAAGACAAGAAAGAAGAGGAAGUCGCAGCUGAGCACGAUGAAACCACACCUCUCACGGUAUCAUACCGUUCUCGGUAACAGACGAGGGGUCGACAUAUAUGAGAAACGAUGUCUUUACAGUCGAUCAUAAUGGUAUUUACGUGGUAGUUAAUAGCUCCCACUAUACUAUAUAUACAAUUUACGGGUCGUGGUCUAUCAUGCCUUUCAUAUAGGGUUUUUUCGCAACAGCUACGCAGACGCAUUCUAGAACGUAGAUAAGCUGUUGUCAAAUGCUCUUCAUGAUAAAGAAGUCUUUGUCGAUGGUUUGUAAAACAAAACAGGAGUUUCGUCGGUGACUCUGGACGAACGACAUAUUUGCGAUUUAGCGUUUUCACGUUACACGACAAUCAUUCUUUUCUUCAGAAAUUCUUGUUUCAGGAGAUAUCAUAGCAGUGAGUUCAUGGAAAUUUCUAUCGCAGUCACAAAUUCGUUAGUCAAUAUGUUAUCGUGCAUAUGAAACUGAAUGAAAUAUGUAUUUCGCUUUUUAAGCGCUUAAAAUUGUAUAAAAUGAAAUUUUAACAGUAAUAAGAAAUAACUUUGAGUAACUCCUGUUUGAGAAAUGUUUAUAGGUACAAUGGCAUCACAAUAAGUAAUAAUCUGCAAUGGAAAUUACAUGUUGAUAAUGUUGUAAGCAGGGCAAAUCGCCUUCUCGGCUUCAUUAGACUAAUUGCAGGCAAGUCUUCUACUGUUUCAAUAUUCUCACUUUAUAAGUCUCUUAUCCUCCCUAUAUUGGAAUAUUCCUAUCCAACAUGACAUCCUUACACCAUUCAACAGGAAAAGCAACUGGAAAGAGUGCAUCGAACUUAUGCAGCGGAAGGGGGACAUGUCUUAUGAAGACUAUCGUGCAUCAAUUGGUCUAGUCUUACCUCAAGAAGGAAUUAUUUGCUCUGUUCCUUUAUUUUCAAAUGUCUACAUGGUCACAUUCAUUGUGAACCUCUCUCAAGACUCUCAUGCAAUGUUCUUAUCAAUUCUCGUCAUCAAGAACUCCUUACAUUGUCAUCUGUCAUCGAGAACUCAUUCUCUCACUCUCUCCCCGGUUUCCAAGAAUAUGGAAUAUUCUCACUACCGACGUAUAGGAUGCUGCUGUUCUCAAUCCUCUACCCUCCUUACUCUAUAAUAAUGCCACAAUAUAAGAAGUAAGAUAAAUAUGAAUAAGAUUUACUUUGUUUGGGUUUCUUCAAUUAUUGUAUUCUAAAUUAUAUUCCAUGCUAUUAUUUAUGAUUAUAUUAAUUAACUGGGUGUGUUUAUCUCCAUAUUGCCAGAUUAUUGGAUUAGAACAGACAAUACGCAUAUUAGUUAUUAUUUCACCAGUCUAUAUACUGACCAGAAGACCAGAUUACUUUUCAAUCGUUCUCCAGUUAAAUUUAAAACAUCAAUCAGUUUAUGCAUUUUCAUUAUUCUUUUAUAUAAAUUUCACUAAGCACUGAGUUAGAUUUUUUUUUGUAAUUUGUAUGUUUUGUAAGUUAGAUAUUUGUACAUACACAGUGCUACAUGUGUGGGUGACAUGCUUCCGAGCAAUAGCUAUUUAUUAAUGCUUUCAUCACCCCCUGACCAGCACUGCUCCAUUCUGUAUCGUUUGUUUUUACCCUGUAUAAAAGUCAUUUACGUUUGUAUCAUGAUUUGAUCAAAAUUAAUAAAUAAUAAUAACAAUAAUGAUAAAAUUUCGACAUUGUGAUUACAUUUCAUAAGGAUGUUUUCAAUAUGCUUGUUUUGUUUGAAUUUACUCUUAAGGAAUUGAUAAAGCAUCAACUGAGGUUCGGUGUGAUAUUAUUUUAGAUGGGUAUGGUUAAUUCCCUUACAAAGUAUGAGAGUAAAAACAAUCAACACAUGCUACAUACGUUAAUUUUAUAACUUGUGAAUGUUAUUAUCAUUCUUAUCAUUAUUCAAUUUUAUCUCAUGAUAAUUGUAUGACUUGUACAUGAAUGGAACUUUGAAAUUAUUGCAAUUGUCUUGUCAAAAUAUUUAUCUAAAUGAUUUUGAUGUUGAAUGUAUUUAUAGGAUCUGUAUUUGUGUCUUAUAUGUUCAUGUUCUUAUGUAGUUUCCAACCAUGAUUGACGAUAUUUUGUUUUCGUCAUUUUUUUUUCAUU